AUGACUCCUGCUGUCUUCCUGAUCAUCCUGUGCUUGGGAGUUGUGUCAGGUGCUUCAGCAUUGGAUCUCAGUUUGGAUGUCCAAUGGCAAGAAUGGAAGAUGAAAUAUGAAAAAUUAUACAAUCCGGAGGAAGAACUCCUGAAGAGAGUAAUAUGGGAAGAAAAUGUGAAAAAGAUUGAACUGCAUAACAGGGAGAAUUCCUUGGGGAAGAAUACCUAUAUUAUGGAAAUAAAUGAUUUUGCUGACCUGACUGAUGAAGAAUUCAAGGACAUGAUAACUGGUAUUAUAUUGCCAAUUAACAACACAAUGAUAAGUCUCUGGAAACGUGAACUUGGUAGUCCUUUUCCUAAUUCUUGGUAUUGGCGAGAUGCUUUGCCCAAAUCCAUUGAUUGGAGAAAGGAAGGCUAUGUGACUCGUGUGAGGAGACAGGGACGGUGUAAUUCUUGUUGGGCUUUUCCUGUGGUUGGUGCCAUAGAAGGACAAAUGUUCAAGAAAACAGGCAAGCUGACCCCACUGAGUGUCCAGAAUCUAGUGGACUGUUCUAAACCUCAAGGCAAUAAAGGCUGUCGUGGAGGUACUACAUACAAUGCAUUCCAGUACGUUUUGCAAAAUGGAGGUUUGGAGUCUGAGGCAACCUAUCCAUAUGAAGGAAAAGAAGGACUAUGCAGGUACAAUCCUAAUAAUUCAUCUGCUAAAAUCACAAGAUUUGUGGCCCUCCCAGAAGAUGAAGAUGUCCUAAUGGAUGCUUUAGCAACUAAAGGACCUGUUGCUGCUGGAAUUCAUGUUGUCUACAGUUCUUUAAGGUUCUACAAAAAAGGUAUAUAUCAUGAGCCAAAGUGCAACAAUUAUGUGAAUCAUGCAGUUCUCGUGGUUGGCUAUGGAUUUGAGGGAAAUGAAACAGAUGGCAAUAACUACUGGCUGAUCAAGAACAGCUGGGGUGAACGAUGGGGACUGAAUGGAUAUAUGAAGAUUGCCAAAGACAGGAACAACCACUGUGGAAUUGCCACAUUUGCCCAAUACCCUAUUGUGUGA
This is a messenger RNA of Rattus rattus (black rat), 1032 nucleotides long. Its product is annotated as cathepsin Q-like. Gene Ontology annotation, biological process: immune response. The record is from RefSeq and is a predicted model, not a curated record. Gene Ontology annotation, molecular function: cysteine-type endopeptidase activity. NCBI's taxonomy places the organism in Eukaryota, Metazoa, Chordata, Mammalia, Rodentia, Muridae. Gene Ontology annotation, cellular component: lysosome.